Messenger RNA from Fusarium musae, 903 nucleotides. RefSeq lists its product as uncharacterized. Gene Ontology annotation, biological process: transmembrane transport. Gene Ontology annotation, molecular function: oxoglutarate:malate antiporter activity. NCBI's taxonomy places the organism in Eukaryota, Fungi, Ascomycota, Sordariomycetes, Hypocreales, Nectriaceae. The transcript has a single exon. The record is from RefSeq and is a predicted model, not a curated record. The coding region runs from base 1 to 903 and encodes 300 amino acids.
AUGUCCACAAUGAGCCUCGCUUCAGAGGAUAAGCUUGUGAAUAGAUCAUUACCAUAUAGCAAGCAUCUCACCGCUACGCUGAAGCCCUUUAUCAUCGGUGGUGCCUCGGGACUCGUCGCUACAACAUGCAUUCAUCCUAUCGAUGUAAUCAAAGUGCGUCUGCAGCUUGCUGGACCAGGCGGAAGCCAACCAACGAGCUUAUUCUCAGUUGCCAGGGGCAUUGUGUCUCAAGGCAGGUUACUGGACUUGUACCAGGGCAUAUCAGCUGGCUACUUGCGGCAACUCGUUUAUGGCACAGCUCGCCUGGGCUUCUUCUACACGUUUGAAGAUGCGCUGAAGAAGCGAGCAUCAGCACAAAAUCGGGAUAUCAACUUCAUGGAGAGAGGCUUGGCGGGACUCUUGGCUGGAGGGUUGGGAUCUCUCAUUGGUACUCCUACAGAAGUCGCGUUAAUACGCAUGCAGAGUGAUGGGAUGAAGCCCCGAGCCGAGCGCGCCAACUAUCGCUCAGUAUUUGACGCUCUAUCAAGAAUUACACGAGCAGAGGGCAUUCGAGGACUGUGGAGUGGCGCAACUCCAACAGUCAUACGAGCAUGUUCGACAAACUUUGGUCAACUAACCUUCUUCUCCGAAGCCAAGCAUCAGCUUGCCACUCAUACGGACCUAUCACCGCACGCGCAGUCUCUUGCUGCUGCCGCGGUUGCAGGAACUUUCGCUGCUGUUCUAAGCUUACCGUUUGACUUUGUCAAGACUAGGAUGCAGUGGCAGAAUAAACAACAAGGAGGACGUAGUAUGCAGUAUACUGGCUUUUUUGACUGCAUAGUCAAGGUUGCGAGGAUAGAAGGUAUCGCGGCAUUUGGUCACGGAUUCGUACCAUAUUUCUUCAGGAUUGCUCCCCACGCGUGA